ACCAAAACAAAAACACCCAUGCUGCUCCUGCACUCAUAUUUUCAAUAAACCAAAAUCUUCUUUUCAACACCCAUUCUGCUGCACUUCUCUUUUCAACAAACCACACUCUACUUUUCAACCCAAAUCACGAUUCUUUUCACCAACCCACACUCUUCUAUUCCACCAAAAGCUAUAACACUUAUCGUUUCAAUAACCCAUACAAGCCAAAGACAAUACCCCCACGCCUGAAGUACGUUGAUCUGUAGCAUCAAAAAUUAUGACGCACAUGUAAGAAACACUUCCACCAUGCAGUUUGGUUGAACUGGCCGAGAACCACCAUCACACCUCUCAUGGCUGAAAGAACCAUGGCCGGAAAACUCCCUUGACCAAGGACUAUAGCAGAAACACACCCAAGGACUAUGGCCGAAACUAUAUGAAAUGGCAUUGGGGGUAAAGUUGGCUGAGUUUAGCAAGUCCAAUCAAAGUAGACAGAUGCUCACAAAUGCUAAGCAGGGAGGUAUGGUGCAGAAAAAGCAGUGGACCCCUGUCCAACCUAUGAUGCGAAUCAAAGGUAAGUCAUAUGCGGAAGUAGUUCAAAUUGGACGACAAAAUGGAGGAGAAUAUGGCAAUCAAAAUGUGUCUGUUAGAGCUGUGGAGGUUGGGAACGGGUGGUUAUAUGAUAGUGUCCUGGUCAAGCUCAAAGCUUUUUUCUCCUUCCAUGACUUCAGGAAGGAGAUCUACAAGAGGAUUGAUAAGGAUGUGGUAGUUAGACAAGUGGGAGGGAAGCAGGCAAUUCUAUCUUUUAGCUCCAAUCAGCAGAAGAAGGAAGCACGAGUGAGAAUGAAGGAGUGGAUUCAUGACUGGAGUGAUGAAGUAUGUGAAUGGGAAGAAGGGAAGUUAAUGGAACUGGAUAGAUGUAUCUGGCUCACUUGUGUGGGAGUACCUCUCAAUCUCUGGAAUAUCAAGACCUUCGAAGCGACUGGCAAGGUAUGGGGAGAUGUAGUUCAGUACGAUGAAGAUACAGUGGGAGGUAAACAUUUUAUGUUUGGCAAAGUAAGGAUCAUCACAAAAAUCAUGGAGCCCAUCAAUACGGUAAUUAAUUUACUAGGAACUGAGAGGGCUUAUCAAGUGAGAGUGUAUGAAGAGCCCUUUGUCAAUAUCUGUCAAUGUAAUGGUGAGUAUAGCUGCCAGAUAAAUGAAGUAAUGGAAUCCAAUCUGCACAAUGACGUUGAACACUUAACCAAACGAAAGGGCCAGGUUGAUAAUGUUCAUCCAGAGGUAGCUGUCAAUGGUGUUGAAGGUGGGGAGGAAGGUGAAGUUGGGUCGGUUGUAGAGAAAAGUGAUGAUGAGGAUGUGGCAAAAAUUGAUGAGGUGUCAAUUAAGGGAGCUCACACCGUGGAAAGAGUACUCGAGGCAGUAGAUGAAGGCCAUCAUUUCAUGUCUGGAGUAGCAGGAAAAGAAGCUGAGCGUGCUCUAGGGAACGAAAGGGAGUUGUAGGCGAGCUGCUCGAGGGUGCUGGAAAGUCAACGGGUAGAAGAUCAGGUGUGCACUUCAGGUUUUAUAAAUAGUCAAACUGGGUUGGAGUGUAGUCGGCCCAAAAUAAAUUUAGAAGUUGUGCUACAUGGAGCCCAAGUUCAGCCCAUAACUAAUGGGCCAAGAUGGGAAGUUGAUUCCAAUUUGAGUGAUUGUAUAGCCCAGAAUCAAUAUAAGGCUAGAGGGGACGAUGCAGCAUACAAAGACAACCAUGUGAAGGGGGGCCCAUCUCAGAAAGUUAAUGCUGGAUCAAAAAGGAAGUCUGAUCUGAAGAGGAAAGGAGUCGACCAGAGUAAAGAAAAAAUGGAGCAGGGGGGCCAUCCAAAACAGAAGGGGAUUCUAUGUAGUAGCAGUCUCAGAAGUGGAGUGAUCCUUCGAGCGGCAGCAGCUGCUAUGUCCCUAUCAGCAUCACAGAGGAGUAAUUCUCAAAGAAGAAGCAAGUUACUUAAAGAAGCCCGAGCUAUGA
Molecule: messenger RNA, 1978 nt
Organism: Camellia sinensis
Lineage: Eukaryota; Viridiplantae; Streptophyta; Magnoliopsida; Ericales; Theaceae
Source: RefSeq, a predicted model, not a curated record